Messenger RNA from Pecten maximus, 1265 nucleotides. RefSeq names its product cell death abnormality protein 1-like. Bases 6 to 1121 code for a protein of 371 amino acids. The transcript has 11 exons. Lineage: Eukaryota; Metazoa; Mollusca; Bivalvia; Pectinida; Pectinidae. Gene Ontology annotation, molecular function: scavenger receptor activity. The record is from RefSeq and is a predicted model, not a curated record.
ACGACAUGAGAAUUCGACUAGCUGGUUAUCAACUAUAUUUGUCCAACACCACUGACUGGUCACUAGGUGUCCUUUGCUACGAAGAUACAAGUAGUGAUAUUUCUGCAGUGAAGUUGAUAAUAACAAAUCAAUGCCCAUAUGUAGCCCAGUAUGUGACCAUCUAUAACUCCCGAAGUAAUCCAAAGAGACAUGAAUGGUACGAUAAUUUGGCUUACCUGGAGCUUUGUGAAGUACAAGUAUUCGGCUGUGCGAGAGAGAAAUACGGAUAUGGCGACUGUAAUCAAUCCUGUUCCGAUAACUGUUACGGUGGCAACUGUGACGCUUCAAGUGGUUCCUGCUUUUAUUGUCGUCAAGGGAAAUGGGGCGAUACAUGCGAUCAUGACUGUUCUGCUGACUGUGGCAAUGGCUGUAUUUCAAAGAAUGGAUCAUGUACAGAGUGUAUACCAGGGAAGUAUGGCGACGUCUGCGACCGAGAUUGUCCUAUCAACUGUGAGGGGGUCUGCCAUAAGAACUCUGGUUUCUGUAGAGAUUGCGUCUUUGGAAAGUGGGGAGAUACCUGCACUCAGGAUUGUUCUGGGAUCUGCCAAGAUUGUUAUCAGAGUGGAUCUUGCAAAGACUGCAGUCGCGGUAGAUAUGGACAAUCGUGUGAACUGUUUUGUCCUACUGACUGUACUAGCAACGGGUGUGAGAGAGAAACCGGAUCGUGUUUCGAUUGUGAACCUGGAAAACACGGUGUGAAAUGUGACUUGGAUUGCUCGACAACAUGUAAAGACCUCCUCUGUGAGAAAGACACAGGGUUCUGUUCAGAGUGUACAGACGGAAUGCAUGGAUACCAGUGCAACAAGACGUGUCCUGAUGGAUGUGGCUCAAACAAAUGUAGACGCUAUGACGGGGCUUGUGAAAGCAGGACUUGUGAAGAAACAGACGAAAACAAUAACAUUACAGCUAUAGCUGCCCUUACAACUGUUGCCACAGUCUGUCUGGUGGCAGCCGUCAUCUCCGUCGUCUGCAUGUUACGAAUGAGAACCGCAACUAAAACGGAACGAAGAAAAGAAGAAAACCAGUACACGGACAUUGACAAGACCCGAAGACAUAUUCCUAAUACCUACGAAAUGUCAUAAAUGAUACAUCAACUGCGAUAGGCGGUCCUCUUAAGACACUCACCAGCUAUACCAACAGAUAAAUUUCCAAUCUGAAAUGCCUUAAUCAGAUGAUAUUCCCCAGUUUGUGCUUUGGUGAUACAGUAAAAUCCUGCUUACUCAAUC